Molecule: messenger RNA, 786 nt
Organism: Entamoeba invadens IP1
Lineage: Eukaryota; Evosea; Mastigamoebida; Endamoebidae
Exons: 1
Coding region: 1-786 (261 amino acids)
Molecular function (GO): hydrolase activity
Source: RefSeq, a predicted model, not a curated record
AUGGAAGACAUCCAAUUUCUCUCAGAUCUCCAUUUGGAGGAACCACUCAAUUACCAAUAUUUUAAAACACAUCCUAUAAUUCCUCAAAGCAAAUAUUUGGUGAUCGGAGGAGAUUUAAUCGAUUAUAAUAAUAUCGAAACUAUUAACUGGUUUUUCGAUGAUUGCAGUCAACUCUUCAAAACGGUUUUUAUCGUCUUUGGAAAUCAUGACUUUUACAACUUUAAAAUUCCCCUCUCAGAAAUGAAUCUCCCGUUUCAAUGGGCCGUUCGCAAAAACAUUUUUUAUGUGAAUAACAUUUCCAUCGUUUUUAAUACGACCGAAAUCUUCUUUACCACGUUAUGGAGUUUGUUGGACAAAACGAAAAAAGAGGAAACAAAACAAGCGCCUGAAUUUCGAUACAUAAAAUACACAAAAACGAAAUUACUUGACUUGGAAUCAUAUAACAAAACGUUUGAAAACACUCAUUUGUGGCUUGCAAACAAAAUCCAAACGUCAACAGCAAAACACAAAAUCGUUUUUACACAUCAUUGCCCGACAAAAACACUUGAAACGCCAAGAGAUAAUUGGUUCACUUUUUUUAGAAGUGAUUGUGAUGAUUUGAUUCAAAAAACUGAUUUGUGGGUUUUCGGACACACUCACAAAAAUGUAAAAACUAAAAAAAUCGGAAACGCACUGCUUGCUACAAACCAGUUCGGGCAUUUGUCAAAAAACGAAAAUUUUUCGUUCGAUGGAGAAAUGACAACAAAGAAAGUUUUCAAAAUCUACAACACACAGAGUGUACUAUAA